CUUGGACUGGAUUGACCAUCAGAAUCUAAGACAUAUAUUACUUAAGAUACUAUAAAAACAAGACUAAAUUCCCAUAAGCAAAGGAAUCAAAUCGAAAAUGACAAGCCUGCAAAUGCUUGACACAAACCAGAUAUUUUAAUGUGUACAAACAAUAGCUCUUGGCUGAUAAACGGAAAGAAGUUUUAAGGUUGUUUCUAUUGUCAUGAGAUCACGUCUUGCAGAAUCACAGGUCUCCAUCAAAUGACUAGGGAUUUUCUGAUGGCACAUGAAGGGACUAUAACAAAUAAUUGAGAGUUGUCAUUUACCAACAGAGUAACUUUGUUCUACAUCUCUGUUUUCCAGUCAUGAUGAAAACAGUGUAAUCUUCUACGUCCCUAAGAAAGCUUCUCUCUGUGUUGGCAAGGAAAUGAUAGAGAAGUGUAAUUAAGCAGCGAUGACCCUAAAGUGAAAUGUGGAUUCUUUACAGUAUACAAUGUCCUUCCCACCAGCUACAUGUGUUUGUCAGAUGUUUAUAGAAUCUUCAUUAACUAAGAGCUUUGCUAGAUAACAGAAGCUGAAGCAUGGCAUCAAUGACUCUGAUAAGGGCAAGUGUACAACCAAUCUGCUUGACAACUGACAAGAGGCUGGGGUUUGAAGCAGACUGCAAAAAGAACACAAGAAAGAGAUUUGCAAAGGGCAUUCUAGUUGUUUGCCUUCCAUCUCCUUUUCUCUGUAACAAAACAAGAUUUUUAAUCAGCUAAAAUAUCUUUGCUCUCUUGUCUGUCCAUCAGAAAGUAAAUCUAGAAGAAAUGCAUUACUUUGGAGUAUUAGCUACCCUGUCCGUUUUCAACAUCAUUGCCUGUUUGACAACAGGCAAGCCUUUGGAAGACUGGGACAAGCUGUCAGCUGUGGGAAAGUCUGAUGCACACUUUCAUGAUCCUGUGGGAGUGGAAGAUGAGACUCAUUUUGACUUUAAAUCUUUCUUGGAGAAUAUGAAGAUGGACUUACUAAGGAGUUUGAAUUUGUCAAGAGUCCCCUCAAAAGUGAAGACCAAAGAAGAACCACCACAGUUUAUGAUUGAUUUAUACAACAGAUAUGCUGCAGACAAGUCCUCCAUUCCUGCAUCAAAUAUUGUAAGGAGCUUCAGUACUGAAGAUGUUGUUUCUUUAGCUUCACCAGAAGAAAAUCCAUUUCAGAAACACAUCUUACUCUUCAACAUCUCUAUUCCACGAUAUGAGGAAAUCACCAGAGCCGAACUGAGAAUUUAUGUCUCCUGUCACAGGGAAACUGGCUCUCUCUCUAAGCUGGAAGGCAACAUGAUAAUUUACGAUGUUCUAGAUGGUGACCACUGGGAAAACCCAGAAAGCACCAAAUCUUUCCUUGCCUCCCAUAACAUCCGGAAGUGUGGUUGGGAGAUGUUUGAAGUGUCCAGCGCUGUGAAAAGAUGGGUCAGGGCAGACAAACUGAAGACUAAGAACAAGCUAGAGGUUGUUAUAGAGACUAAGGCUCUGGGUGGUUUCACUUGUGGGAAGAUGGAUAUUAGUGUUACGCCUGACACUAAAAAUCUGCCCCUGUUAAUAGUGUUCUCCAAUGACCGCAGCAAUGGGACAAAAGAGACCAAAGUGGAGCUCCGGGACAUGAUUGUUCAUGAACAAGAAAGUGUGCUAAAGAAAUUAGGAAAGAAUACCACUUCAUCUGAAGAGGAAGAACAAGAAUAUGAAAAGGCCAUGACUGGGCCCCACCAGCAUUCCUCUAGAAGCAGGAGAAGUAUUGGAGCUAACCACUGCCGGAGAACCUCCCUCCAUGUGAACUUUGAAGAGAUUGGCUGGGAUUCUUGGAUCAUUGCACCAAAAGAUUAUGAGGCUUUUGAGUGUAAAGGAGGUUGCUUCUUCCCUCUGACAGAUAACGUUACCCCAACAAAACAUGCUAUUGUCCAAACUCUGGUGCAUCUCCAAAACCCAAAGAAAGCUUCCAAGGCCUGUUGUGUUCCAACCAAAUUGGAUUCUAUCUCAAUUCUUUAUAAGGAUGAUGCUGGUGUGCCAACUUUAAUAUAUAACUACGAAGGGAUGAAAGUGGCAGAAUGUGGCUGCAGGUAGCAUACAAGGCAGAAUCUCUAAGAAUAAGAAGAUGAUCUUUUUCUGCUCUGUAUAAAUGUGUACAUUAGUGAUACAAAUGAAAAUCCUUGCAAACAACAUCUGGAGCAAGGUAUGCGGUUUUAAAGGAAAACUGGCAGUUUAAGAACAGCAGUCACUGUAAAUAGCCUGCAUUAUAUAUCAUAGUAAAAUGAAUACUGGAUUAAAAUAUUGUGAGGUCCAAUGAACUAUGUGUUAUUUGGCAACAGUGACACAAUUUGAAUAGCUUAUCUCAACUUUUCUGUUCCACUGAUACUGUUUAGUUCACAAACUAAAGGAGUUUCAAUAGAGAUUUAGGAUGACUGUAAAUGUUUAACAGGUAUUGAAAUGCAAUUCUCUCAAACAACUCUGACAUUUUAAACUUCUUUUAAGCUCAGUAAAUGGGAUUUAGCCUGCAUGGUAGAGUCAGGAGGCUAAAUCCUGCAAGUCUUUUCUCAUAUCAGUAAUCUCAGUGGCUUUACAGGCAAAUUAUUUCUCCUGUAUGUGAAGAUUCACAGUAUUCAAAACAGAGGAGAUUCAGUCUUAUUUCAUCCUGAAGUUUCCUUCUGUGGGUAGCAGGUGCCUUGGUUUCAGCUUUCUUAUCCUCAGCGUCCCUAUUUUUACCCCGUUAUGGCACAUACUUGAAUGAUAAGAAGUGCAGUCUUCCGCUUCUAAGACACUGUUUCCUAGGAGGAACAGCAGCCCUUAUCUCCGCACAAAGAUAAGGAGCCACUUUGACCUACUGCAUAUUCUUAGUAUUUCUUUGCAAGAACAGGCAGUCAAAUAGCGUUCAGCCUUAGAAGCUGUAUCCUAAGAUCAGUGGUGGUUGGGAGAGCUCAGCAGUUGUGAAAACCCCAGGCUACUUAUUUAGAGGCCCAAUUAUGUCUUUGGAGUCUGAUAUUAUGCUCUGAUUUUUUAAAAAUGUCUUCUUAGGAGAAACUAUUUUAAAUAUUAAAUUCUUUCACCACUUGCAAGUCUGGAAAAAAAAUGUGAACUUUUGUGUUCUGUGAGACUUAUACUGCUGUGUGGGAAAUACACUAUCACACAAUAGU
Messenger RNA from Cuculus canorus (common cuckoo), 3142 nucleotides. It is a transcript of the gene GDF2, whose product is annotated as growth differentiation factor 2. The transcript has 2 exons. Gene Ontology annotation, cellular component: extracellular region. The coding region runs from base 789 to 2075 and encodes 428 amino acids. Lineage: Eukaryota; Metazoa; Chordata; Aves; Cuculiformes; Cuculidae. Gene Ontology annotation, biological process: BMP signaling pathway; SMAD protein signal transduction. The record is from RefSeq and is a predicted model, not a curated record. Gene Ontology annotation, molecular function: growth factor activity; cytokine activity.